AUGUCUCUUGAAGCAGAUUUCGAGUUCCUUUCCUUGGGAGCCAUCAUUCAAACUUUCCUAGUCCCCACUAAAGACAAGCCAUUGAAUAUCGUCCAAUCAUUUCCCACCGCGGAGCUAUACCAGAAAUACAACCAACCAUUUUUUGGUGAAACGAUCGGAAGAGUGGCAAAUCGUAUUUCGAAUGCGAAAAUCAAUUCUUUGAAUGGAAAGUCCUAUGCUCUUGCGCAGAAUAAUGGUGUGAACGCAUUACAUGGAGGAAUAAAUGGAUGGGGUAAACGCGUUUGGCAAGGUCCGAAAUUGGUUGGCACCAGACAGAUUCCCGGCGUUGAGGGAUUAGAGGGAGGAGAAAGUGUGCAGUUUACUUUGAAGGAUGAGGAUGGAGAGGAGGGAUAUCCAGGAACUUUGGAUGUUAGUGUGGUUUAUACGACCGGAAAACAAAAGGUUGAUGGCAAGGAAGUCAGAGUUUUGGCUAUGGAAUAUGAGGUUAAAUUGGUCGAUGAUGGAAAGGGAGUGGAGGAGACGGUUGUUAAUGUUACCAACCACUCAUAUUUCAAUCUAAGUGGUAAAUCGACAAUCGAAGGUACACAAGUCACAUUAUGCACAAACGAAUACUUACCAGUUGACGAUGGAGGAAUUCCUACUUCGGGACCAAAAGCAUAUGAGAGCAUUACACCCAACAAAGAAUUCACAUUGGGACCAGAGGAACCAAAUGUUGAUGAUUGCUUCAUCGUGGAUACUAAAUCCGAUUUCUUGUUUGUGUUUCAAAGCUCACAAUCAAAGGCCGAGAACGGUCACGUGUAUCUAUGCACUGAGAUGUACCUCGGCAUCCGGAGUCGGCGAUGUUUACGACCUCACCAAAUUCCCAAGACGACCAUCCAGGUGGAAAAAAGAUCCUCACAAGAGUCGCUGGGAAAAGAUGCUUCAAAGCAAUUCUGGAAAUAUCAUAAUGAAGGAAUUCUUAAGAAAUACAAGGCAAAGCUACAAGUUGGAUCAUUAGACACAAAGAAAGCCGCGGCACCACCAACGCCACCCGCCACUCCUCCACCAGCAAAAGAGGCUGUUAAACCACAGGCCGAAAGUGGUGCGGUUGUGCCGGUUCCAGCGAAUGAUGCGAAACAGGCCGUAGACGAAUCGGAACCCUUGGAUCCCUAUGGUGAUUUGAUUCCUUUUGGAGAUCCGUCGUGGUAUCAGGGUUAUCACUCACCAUAUUUCAAUGAGACGCACGCUGCUCUCCGUGAAGAAAUCCGCGAAUGGGUAUCUGCCGAAAUCGAACCAAAUGUUGGUGAAUGGGACGAAGCUCGAAAGGUUCCUGAUGAAAUUUAUAAACAAAUGGGUACUCGAGGAUAUCUAGCCGGGUUGAUGGGUAUGCAUUAUCCAACUCAGUAUACUCAGAAUAGAAUCAAGAGUGUGCCACCUGAGAAGUGGGAUUUAUUCCAUGAGAUGCUUCUUACCGAUGAAUUGUCGCGUGCGGCAAGUGGUGGAUUUGUUUGGAAUGUUAUUGGUGGAUUUGGAAUUGGUUGUCCGCCUUUGGUUAAAUUCGGAAAGAAACCUUUGGUGGAGAGAAUUCUGCCAGGUAUUUUGAAUGGUGACAAGAGGAUUUGUUUGGCUAUUACUGAGCCAGAUGCUGGUUCUGAUGUGGCCAAUUUGACCUGUGAGGCAAAAUUGACAGAAGAUGGAAAGCAUUAUAUUGUUAAUGGUGAGAAGAAAUGGAUCACCAAUGGUGUUUGGUGUGAUUAUUUCACCACUGCUGUUAGAACUGGAAAGGAUGGUAUGAAUGGUGUCAGUGUUCUCCUUAUUGAGAGAUCUGCUGGUGGUGUUAGCACCAGAAAGAUGGAUUGUCAAGGUGUUUGGUCUAGUGGAACUACAUAUAUCACAUUUGAGGAUGUGAAGGUUCCAGUUGAGAAUCUUAUUGGAAAAGAGAACCAGGGAUUCAAAGUCAUCAUGACAAACUUCAAUCACGAAAGAAUCGGUAUAAUUAUCCAAUGCCUCCGCUUCUCCCGCGUCUGCUACGAAGAGAGCGUAAAAUACGCCCACAAGCGUCGCACCUUUGGCAAGAAACUCAUUGAUCACCCGGUCAUUCGUCUUAAGCUUGCUCACAUGGCUCGUCAAAUCGAAGCUUCCUACUCUUGGCUCGAAUCCCUCAUUUACCAAUGUUCAAAGAUGGGAGAGACAGAAGCUAUGUUAAGACUAGGUGGACCAAUUGCAAGUCUCAAAGCUCAAGCUACCGUCACCUUUGAAUUCUGUGCAAGAGAAGCCAGUCAAAUCUUCGGAGGUCUGAGUUAUAGUCGUGGUGGUCAGGGUGGAAAGGUCGAGAGACUUUAUAGAGAUGUAAGAGCCUAUGCUAUUCCGGGUGGAAGUGAGGAAAUUAUGCUCGAUUUGAGUAUUAGACAGAGUUUGAGGGUGGGAAAAGCAUUGGGUAUGAAGCUGUAA
Sclerotinia sclerotiorum 1980 UF-70 is the source of this 2430-nucleotide messenger RNA. RefSeq lists its product as hypothetical. Gene Ontology annotation, molecular function: flavin adenine dinucleotide binding; carbohydrate binding; oxidoreductase activity, acting on the CH-CH group of donors. The record is from RefSeq and is a predicted model, not a curated record. Bases 1 to 2430 code for a protein of 809 amino acids. Lineage: Eukaryota; Fungi; Ascomycota; Leotiomycetes; Helotiales; Sclerotiniaceae. The transcript has 6 exons. Gene Ontology annotation, biological process: carbohydrate metabolic process.